GUUUCAGAUGUGCUAAAAGCACUGAGAAAAGUGAAAAUGCCCGCUGCUCAAGAAGUUCAAAUCAGUAUUGCAGAAGUCAUUGAGGUCCGCGGUUACGGGCUCAAUGCACCGGAGCUCUUAUCAGUUGCCGUAUCGGCUGCCGAUCGUCUACCACCAUGUCCAAAAGGAACCGUUUUCGAUACGGAAAACGUUUUUCUGAAUAGUAAAGGAGAGCUUGUGAUCAAAACAGUCGCCACAUCCCGUGUAGAUCGUUCCUUUGUCCCUCCUGAAUGGGCAAAAGGCGAAGAAGAUGCCCAAGCGGCUGCCGUGUACUGCCUCGGAGCUGUGCUCCGAGCUGCUGGAGCCGAAGAAGCCGCUGAUGUCGAUCUCUUCUCAUUGGUCAAUAUUUUGACUGUAGCGAUGACCGGCACAAGGCCGACGGCUCAUAGAAUGGGACAAAUGGCCAGGAACCAACUACGUGGCAGAGAUCCAGCUUCGAUGCUUAUGUGCAUUUAUGAAGAAUUAAUGGGUGAUGAGGACACGAAUCAGAUCGACGUGGAUAUUGACGACCUAGAUGACGAUUUUCUCUCCACAAACGGAAUGGAACGACACGGUUCAGAAUUACAAGGAGAAGUGGUUUUCACUACGACGAGUACUGCGAAUAACAAUGUGAAACGAGCCGUCGAAUAUUUCGAAGAUGAUAAUCAAGAUGAUGCACUAACAUCCACUUCAUCCGGCAACAGUACACAGAAGGAAUCGUCUCCGUUCACAGAUUUUGAUGAUGUUCCGCCGCCACCAGUGGCUCCAGAAACUCCGGCUCCAGCCCAAAACCGCCGAGAAUCUGCGUCCCCCGAACGUCAAUUCCUUGAUGAGAGUCACCUCGGCGGAAUUGGAUCUCCGUUAUCACAGAGUACAAGGCUCGAUGAGACGUUUAUUGAGGAAUACUCUAUUGAGUUGGACACCUCUGGGAAAAACAACAUUUCCUCCGCAGCUUCACCUGGUCCCAAGUCUCCAUUUGACGAUGAUUUUACUGAUACAGCUGCCCCGGUAGCCCCGCCACCAGCACCUACAAAAGCUGCCGAGGAAUAUCGCCGGCAACCACAUCAGAAUCCGUUUGAUGAGGAAGAGGAAGAAGAAUCACAGUUUGGAGGGGGAACUCUGUCCGGUAGAGACCCAUUUGAUGAAGAUUCUGGAAACUCUAACGAAAACCAGCUCCGCGAGAAGAAGCUCCACAAAAAAGAGCAACUAGCUCACCGGCUCUCCUCCUCUUCCGAAGAAAUUGUGGAAGCCUCAAUUCACGAGGAUGAGCCAAUUGUGAUGGCUCAAAUUCCAGAGGAGAAGCCCAAACCGAAGGCUAUCCCGGCUUUUGAUAACGCCUAUGACGCCGACUUUGACAAUUCCCCACCACUUCAUCAUUACUCGGCGGUUCAUUUGGAAACUGGGCUCUCACCGCUUGAGGAGGCUCAGAGAGCUCUCCGAGCCAACCGAGCAAGGCAUAAGCCGUCGAAUGUAUCGUUGGCAGAGGAGGCGAAGCUUGCUGCCAGACAGAGAUACUCGAAUGCAUCGGAUAUUAGAAGAGAAGAGGAGGAAGAAGUGGUGGAAGAAGAUCCAGCAGUGGUAGUUCCAGUUCUACGGAAGGAUCUGGAAGUUGAGGAGGCUCCGAAAUCGGUACGACCGCCUAGAUAUCGGAAGUCAAGGGAAAUUGAGGAACCGGUGGUUGUUGAUCGGUUUGUUGAGGAAGAAGUUGAUGAGAAGGAGGAUAUUGAUGCGAUUUUUGAGAAAUAUCGAAAGACGUCUGUAUCCGCCGAUCCAAAAUCUCACACGCCGAUUUUGAUGGCCGACGAGUACAAAGAACCACAGAAGCAAGUGCCUGCACCAGUUGUCGUUGCUCAGGAGUCGCCGAUCUUAAAACGAAGAAACUCUCUAGUACCAUCAAGGAUCAGUGGAAGGCAGUCGACGCGGCGAAGUGUCACCAGUGUUCGGAGUAUGAGAGGAAAACGGAAGACCCGUGCGAUUCCCGAGUUCUUCGACCUAACCCGACAUCAGAACAUUCGGCUCCGUGCUCCAGCUACGAAAAAGAAACGCAUAAGCCUACACCGCGUCGAGGACACCGAAGUCGUCGUCGAGCUCCUGAACGGCCAAAAAGUUGAAGUGGCAUGCCGAAGUGACGUCAUCUCGCGUGACGUGUUCUCUCUUAUCGUCCAGAACAUGAAUAUCAAUGAGCACGUGUUCUUCGGGCUCUCGUUCCUUCGUGAUGGCGAGCACUACUUUAUAGAGGAUCAUCAACGGCUCGAAAAGUUUGCACCGUCCGGAUGGAAAAGUGUGGCACGCGUGGGCGUUAAGGUGCCAUACGUGUUGCACUUACGAUUCAAAUUUUAUCCGCAGAUUUUGGAUUUCAUCAAAACAGACGUAACGAUGAACGAGUUGUAUCUACAAUGUAGACGAGACGUACUCGAAGAGAGAAUCCAACCCAAAAGAGACGCAGCAUUCGAACUCGCCGCGCUCGCCCUCCAAGCCGAAUUUGGAAAUCGACCGCCACCGGUGAUCACCGAUUAUUUCGAUAUUCAACACUACCUGCCCAAGAAGUAUAGCUCAUUUGAAGAUCAGUCACGGCUGAAGAACAUUCUCGCCGAGCUGCACGGGCAUUACGCGGGCACCCGGAUUUCUGAGGCCAAGCACAAAUACAUUCAAAUCUGUCAGCGACACCCAGAUUUUGGAGCGCAUGUGCAUCGUGUGUUCCGAACGAAGCCAACAUCAGCUCACGGAGCAUCUCCGUUCGAUCCUGAUACUGGGUCAUCGCUUUGGAUUGGAAUUAUGCCACGUGGAAUAUCGAUUUAUGAGCAGCAGAAUCAUCACAUCCCAAAUAAGUAUAUGAGUAUUGCGAGACAGGGAGGAGCCCGUGAGGUGAUUGCCGAGCAUGUUUGGCCGCAGACGCAGACCCUGCAAUUCGAUAAGAAGCGAUUUGUGAUUGUUGCCGUUGGAGCUCACGAUGAGCAAAUUGAGAGCACAUUUUAUACGGAUCAUCACUCGAAAUCCUCCUAUUUCGUGCGAUUCGCCGCCUCCCAACAUCGUUGGAUGAUGAAGAUGCGUCAGUGGAAGAGCACGCUCCGGCACGAGAAUACGAUUCAGGCGAUGCCAGACGUGAUUGUUGAAGGGCAGACUAUCCCGCCGGCGCCUAUACGGCAAGGUCUCGAAGAAUCACCUCCAUCAACUCCACUGCUCGCCUCUGCCGAUCAGAUCUUUGCGAAAAUGUCAGUGAGCCAGGAAAAACCGGCGGCCAACCGACCCGCCGAACUGCCACCACCGGCACCGUCGUCGAAAUUCGCGGCUCAAUAUGAUACGGUUGAUGAAGGAAUUGUUUGUGAUUCCCAAGCUGAAAACUUUGAGCGCGUCGACUCGACUGACAACGGGAACGUGACGCCACGUGGCAUGCAAUUUGACAUUUUGCUCGUGAAAGACCCCGCCAACGGUCUGGGUCUUACCCUAGUCGACGGGAAUCUCAACGGAGUUCCAGGAGUGUAUGUGAAGCUUGUCGCCGACAAUGGAGCCGGAAUGAAAGCGGGAGUUUGCGUCGGCGACCGGAUUGUCCAGGUGGGAACGGAAUCCAUGGAAGGACACGACCGGCUGCAUGCGGUCGAGCUUGUCAGGCGGUGUGGACAACGGGUUCCGAUGGUCAUUGCGCGACUCGACGGGCUGAUUCGACAUCAGAAGGAUGUAUCCGCAGAAAUGCUAGCCUCUGCCGGCCGUAAAAAGUCAUUCACCUCAUCAUCCGGCGAUCUUCUCAAUGCUCCAAACCGCACUAAUGGACAAUCCCGAACACCACCUGCUCCACGAAAAGCCGCCAAUCGUCGACAACGGGCGGUCAGUGAUUUCGGAGCAAUCGGAGAUGCUCUGCCGACUCUUGACGGCGAUAAUCUCAUCAAUAUCAAGGCGAUCUCGGGGCUUCAUUUGGAUGAAUCUGAUGAGGAAAAGGGUGAAUAUCGGCUGCCGACGACGUCGAUGUACGCUUUUGAUAGGGAUGAUGAUUUGCAGGCGUCUAUUAAGGAAUCCAAAAAACCGGCACCUGAGCCAAAAUCUGGUGAACUCCGAAAAUACCGUUACGCGCGCCGCUCGAACCUGGAGAUUGCUGAAGAGAUUGAAGAAGAAGCUGUCGAGUCAUCCGAUGAUGAUGGACAGAUUGACGAAGGAAAGCGGGUUAUUGAUGUGGAACUCGAUAGAAACGAAAAUGGCUCACUUGGAGUUCAAAUCGCAUCCCUGAGUGGCCGAGUAUGCAUCAAACAGCUUACAUCGGAGCCAGCAAUCUCUCAUCCUGAUAUCCGUGUGGGUGAUGUGUUGCUCUAUGUGAAUGGAAUCGCAGUCGAAGGAAAAGUACAUCAGGAGGUGGUGGCGAUGCUCCGUGGUGGUGGAGAUCGAGUGGUUCUUGGAGUUCAAAGGCCCCCUCCGGCAUACUCGGAUCAGCAUCAUGCGAGUUCGACAUCUGCUUCGGCUCCGCUGAUAUCGGUUAUGCUUCUGAAGAAGCCGAUGGCAACACUAGGCCUCUCCCUUGCCAAACGUACAAUGAGUGACGGAAUCUUCAUUCGAAACAUUGCUCAAGACUCGGCGGCCUCCUCUGAAGGUACUCUCCGAGUUGGUGAUCGUCUUGUGUCCCUUGACGGAGAACCUGUGGACGGAUUCACACCAGCGACUAUUUUGGAAAAGCUGAAGCUGGUACAGGGUCCCGUACAGAUUACAGUAACCCGAGAGCAGACGGCAUAAAUUUCCCGUUUUUGUGGAAUUUUCAAAUUUGUAUUUUAUUUCUAGCUAUGAUUAUACUAACGUUAUAUUCAAUUUAAUAAUAUUACUAAGUUUUUUUUCAAAAAAAAACCCCAUCCUCCCAACUCUUCGUGUCAAUACCGUUGCCUUAUUCUCUUCAAAUUUCUAAUUUGUAACAAUUUUCACACACACACUUAUACAAAAAUUACGGAAAACUCUCUUGAAACAACGCUCAAUUUCUCCUUUUUUUGAAUUUUUUAUCCAAAUUUUAAAUUUCUAUUCCUUUUCAACUAUUGAUGACAUUUCUCCCCUUUUUCACACUCAUCGGUGCUCUUUUCUUUUUUGGUUUCCCUUUUUUUCUUGUUGAUAUAUACAAUAUUACUGUGAUAGAAGCACUGAAAAUUCUCUUUCAUAAAAAAAUUAUGUAAUGCGUUGUUGUUUGCGACAGACUUUUAUUUAUAUAUGACAUUAUAAUAAAAUUUUGAUUAAUAU
Messenger RNA from Caenorhabditis elegans, 5223 nucleotides. It is a transcript of the gene frm-5.1, whose product is annotated as Protein kinase domain-containing protein. The record is from RefSeq and is marked reviewed. NCBI's taxonomy places the organism in Eukaryota, Metazoa, Nematoda, Chromadorea, Rhabditida, Rhabditidae. The transcript has 22 exons. The coding region runs from base 37 to 4734 and encodes 1565 amino acids.